CCCAUCUUGCAAGAUGGCGGGCGAAAAGGGUGAGAAGGCGCCUCCUAAAAAGAAGAAACCUGCAGCCAAGAAAGCUGAUGCUGGUGGCAAGGUUAAGAAGGCCAAGGGCAAGGGCAAAACCCCUAAGAAGGGGAAGCCCCACUGCAGCCGAAACCCUGUCCUAGUGAGAGGAAUUGGCAGAUAUUCCCGAUCUGCUAUGUAUUCCAGAAAGGCCAUGUACAAGAGGAAGUACUCAGCAGCUAAAUCUAGGAUUGAAAAGAAAAAGAAGGAGAAGGUUCUGGCUACAGUCACAAAACCAGUUGGUGGUGACAAGAAUGGCGGUACCCGAGUAGUUAAACUUCGCAAAAUGCCUAGAUACUAUCCUACUGAAGAUGUGCCCCGAAAGCUGUUGAGCCAUGACAAAAAACCAUUCAGUCAGCAUGUCAGGAAACUGCGAGCUAGCAUCACUCCCGAGACCAUUCUAAUCAUCCUAACAGGGCGUCACAGAGGCAAGAGGGUGGUUUUCUUGAAGCAGCUGGGCAGUGGCUUGCUACUUGUGACUGGACCUCUGUCCUUCAAUCGAGUUCCUCUGCGUAGGACACACCAGAAAUUUGUCAUUGCCACCUCUACCAAAAUUGACAUCAGUGGUGUGAAGAUCCCCAAACAUCUCACUGAUGCUUACUUCAAGAAGAAGAAGCUGCAUAAGCCCCGACACCAGGAAGGUGAGAUCUUCGACACAGAGAAGAAGAAAUACGAGAUUACAGAGCAGCACAAGGUGGAUCAAAAAGCUGUAGACUCGCAAAUUCUGCCAAAAAUCAAAGCUGUUCCCCAGCUCCAGGGCUACCUCCGCUCUGUGUUUGCUCUCACCAAUGGAAUUUAUCCUCACAAGUUGGUGUUCUAAGUUUCCUGCAAAGAAUCUAAUUAAAUA
Talpa occidentalis (Iberian mole) is the source of this 907-nucleotide messenger RNA. Its product is annotated as 60S ribosomal protein L6-like. Gene Ontology annotation, biological process: translation. The record is from RefSeq and is a predicted model, not a curated record. Lineage: Eukaryota; Metazoa; Chordata; Mammalia; Eulipotyphla; Talpidae. Gene Ontology annotation, cellular component: ribosome. Gene Ontology annotation, molecular function: structural constituent of ribosome.